AGACUUUUCUCAGUAGUCGGUCAUUACUGUAAGCUGUAACAAGUCAAACAAAUCAAGAGAAUGCCGCCAAACAAUAGCCAAAAUUAUAAUGCUGAUGAAUUGGAAGCACCUGCGUGGUUGAACGAUGAGUUCUUUACCAAAGUGUUGCGCAAUUUCGAAACCGAUGCCAAGGAGCUGCAGCUAUUAAAAACGGAACUGUCGCCCGCCACACUCAAAGGAGAUCAUUACGCGAGUGUUAUGUUUCGUGCCGUUGUCGAGUAUGAGUGCGAUGGCAGGCAGAAGACAAAAAGGAUGAUUAUGAAAACAAUGCCUGCGAUGGAUGGACACAAGAAGGAUAUGUUUGGAGAUUCAACAAUAUUUGAAAUUGAAAUAGACAUGUACACGCGGGUGAUACCACGUUUCGAGCAGAUAUUAAGAGACAUCGGCGAUGAUACUGUACUCAAGGCACCCAUACUUUUCCAUGAGCUAAGCCCCAGAAAGAUUAUCAUCUUUGAAGAUAUUGUACCGUUGGGUUAUGAAGUGCUGCGCGGCCGUUAUGCAAAUAGUGAGGAGAUCAAGCAGGCCUACCUCAAACUAGCCAAAUGGCAUGCCAUAAGCUACAAAAUAAAUUUAGAGGAACCUGAGUAUUUUGAAAACUAUCGCCAAGGCCUACUCUCGAUGCCGAAAAUUGAGGACAAUGAGUUCAUGUCGCAAGGCGUUGAUCUUUUAAUUCGACAACUAGAGACAAUGCCAACAAUGCAAAAUUAUAUACCGCUACUUGAAUCUGUUCGCGAAAAGUUAUUCAAGGGCGCCAUCGCCUCCUUCAGGGAAUACUUCGAUGCGCCAAACGAUGAUGGUCUCUAUGUGUUGUGCCACGGUGAUUUUCACAGCAAAAAUUUGAUGUUCAAACAUGAUCCGAGUACGGGAAAAUUAUUGGAUGUGAUGUUAUUGGAUUAUCAGUUGUCCUAUGUCGGUCCAAUGAUCAACGACCUAAUUUACUCGUAUUAUAUGCUGUUGAAUUCAGAGCAACGUGAAAACUUUCCACAGUGGCUGUAUUUCUAUUACACACAAUUCAAGGAAACACUGCAGAAAAUUGGUUUUGAGGGGCGCAUUCCGAACUUGGUGCAGUUGCUUGAACAACGAACGCAGCAAAAAUACUUCGAGCUCUUCCUCCUUACCACAUUCCUACCAGCCUGGAUAGCCUUCCAUGAGGGUGAUACUGGCCCAGAAGAUCUAAUGACGUGCCCUGAUACCCGCAAGCGUAUAUAUGCUGGCCAAGAGUUCCUCGAAGAAUUGGAAAAGCGGCUAACAAAAUAUUUGCAUCUAGGUUAUUUUGAAGACAACUAGAGCACAAAAUAUAAUAUAUGUAUGCUCUAGUUGUAAGAAUUGAAGUAUACCGUCAAUAAGUUAAGCUAUGUUUAUAUGAUAAGGAUACCAGAAAACCGACAUAGAAAAACAUCAUCAAUCAAAAAAAUUUAAUGAGAAAUGUAGGAAAAUUCAACAGGACAGUAUUACUUAGUUAUAAUUAUAACGGAAAUUUAACUCAUAUGUGAUAAUAUGUCAAAGUCAAAAGCACAUCCAGGAAGAGCCAGUAUACGCUAAGUGGGUAGCGCUAGUUAACGAUACCGAGCUACUGAUAAAGAUAUAAGCAUAACCGGUUUAGGAACGCUUAAGCUGGAAGUGGUGCUUGUUAAAUUGUUCAUAAUGGAUGUAGUUUGUGAUACUUUUCAAGAAUUAAAUAAAUGUACUCCUUUGUUAUUAAAAUA
This is a messenger RNA of Bactrocera dorsalis (oriental fruit fly), 1745 nucleotides long. RefSeq lists its product as uncharacterized. NCBI's taxonomy places the organism in Eukaryota, Metazoa, Arthropoda, Insecta, Diptera, Tephritidae. The record is from RefSeq and is a predicted model, not a curated record. The transcript has 4 exons. The coding region runs from base 61 to 1326 and encodes 421 amino acids.